Molecule: messenger RNA, 696 nt
Organism: Mesorhabditis spiculigera
Lineage: Eukaryota; Metazoa; Nematoda; Chromadorea; Rhabditida; Rhabditidae
Source: the annotation of a GenBank genome assembly
AUGCGACGACGAACGACGACGGCCGAACUCAGCUCCAGGGGAAAGCCGACCACCCGUAUCUGCGAGGCGCACGUCUUCCGCUGUCUGGCCGUCGAUUUCAACCCAAACCUCCCCAAUCUCCUCGCCACAGGCGGUGACGAGGGCGCGCUUCGUAUCUGGGACCUUCGACAGCCCAAGGCCGCCAUAUUCUGCACGCGCCCCCAUUCACACUGGGUCACCCAGGUUCGCUACCAUCAAGUACACGACCAGCUGCUCCUCACCGGCUCCUCAGAUGCGUGUGUCGUGCUCAAUUGUGCCCAGUCCGUCUCUUCGGAUGCACAAAUCGAUGCGAGUGCCGAGAGGGAUGAUGAUGGAGAGCCGCUGGCGAAACUGACGGACGGGGAGCUGGAUCGGAUCAACGAGCACGAGGACACCGUGUCGGCCGUCGAAUGGUCUAGCGCGGAUCCGUGGAUCUACGCGUCGUUGAGCUACGACGGCCGGGUCGUCAUCAACCGGGUGGCCCAUGCGCUCAAAAAGGGUGCCGUUGUUGUUGCAGGCGUGUUCAUCGGUGCGGCCGUCGUCAACAGCGUUUUCCAACCCAUGAAGGGCUACGAGGAAGAGUUGAGCGCGAAAAAGGCGCUUCUCCUCGAGAAAUAUCGACAACGACACGAGAUGCGGAUACGCAAUGGAUAUGUGCCCAUGAUUGACGCCGAGAGA